This is a messenger RNA of Ficedula albicollis (Collared flycatcher), 3887 nucleotides long. RefSeq lists its product as uncharacterized. The coding region runs from base 1245 to 2165 and encodes 306 amino acids. The record is from RefSeq and is a predicted model, not a curated record. NCBI's taxonomy places the organism in Eukaryota, Metazoa, Chordata, Aves, Passeriformes, Muscicapidae. The transcript has 2 exons.
UCCCAGAGCCCAGGUUUCUCCAAGCCCCAUCCAGCCUGGGCCUGGGUGGCUGCAGCUGCACCCAGGGCUGGUAUGAGCAGGAGAAUUUCAUUCUGGGUGUUCCUUGCAGUGGAUCAAUGAGCUGAUCAAUGGAAAUUGUGCUUUUCCUUCUUCCUCCCCCACCUCAGCACUGCAGUGGCUCCAGCCAUGAGCUGUGCCUCACUCCCUGUUUGUCUCCCUAAAGAAGCUCAUUCUGGGCCCUUUUGAUCAGUGCUCCAGCCUCCCUCAAAUAGAAAAAUAGAAAUAGAAGUCAAAUGCCGUUGCUUUUUAAAAAGAAAAAAAUCAAUAGCAGCUGUCAGGCACUUGAAGCACAAGAAUAAGUGGCUGUGCCUGCCUGAUAAAGGCACAAUAUUUCCAGAGAGGGAAAGGGAAUUCCAGUUUCUGAAAGGAUGAUUUGAAAUAGCUGUCAUAAUUAGGAAUCAAUUCGUUAUUAUUCUAAGUCUCCUUAAAGGGCAUUCUUAUGCUGAUGGCAUUAAUUAGGUGUUUGAUAAAGUCAUUACUCUGUAGUUGCACAAAGCCAGCAUGAAGCAGUGAUCCUGGAGCCCUGGAAGGGGCUCCUCUAUUGAUCCCUGUGCUGUUCCAAGCUCCCCUGGCUCCUGUUUGCAGCAGCCUGUCUGACUGCUGGGGGGUCUGACAGCUCCAGGAGUGUCCUGCAGGCUCUGCAGGGAUGGGUUUUAUUGCUUUUUAAACCCUCCCUGAAUGUUUUGUUCCUUCCCCGAGCACAGCUGUAAUAAAAGCAUAUUGCAACAGGCAGAGCCAGGAACUUCCAGCUAAAGCAUCCAAUCUUUGGAAUUUCAGGGGAAAACGCUCAGAAAUAGUGCUCAGGAAUUAUGUCAAGGUUUAUUCAAGGGCUUUCUUUAAUCUCUGCAGACUAAGAGAGCACAAAGCCUCCCUCUGAUAAAGCCUCUCAGAAAUAGCACUAUGGCAAUUCUGAUUUCCAGGGUCUGUGCUUAUUUAUUCUUGUGGAAAAUCAGGAAGAGGGAGAUGGAUGGGGAAAUGCUCUGCAGAUAAGUGCCAAUCUCUUGAAUUUGUAGGCUGAGGCAGAGAGGAAGGCACUGGCUGUGACACCAGGGUAAUGUCUGCAUGCAAAGGAUUAAAAUUAGCAUUCCACACUCAGGGUGAUGUCUGGGAGCAGCUCCAGUCCCAGAACAGCAGGGUGAAGGUUCUGGACACUCGAGGACUCACUGCUACCUGUGCAUCUCAGAAUGGGACAGAGGCACUGCAGGAACCCCCAGUGCAUCUCAGAAUGGGACAGAGGCACUGCAGGAACCCCCAGUGCAUCUCAGAAUGGGACAGAGGCACUGCAGGAACCCCCAGUGCAUCUCAGAAUGGGACAGAGGCACUGCAGGAACCCCCAGUGCAUCUCAGAAUGGGACAGAGGCACUGCAGGAACCCCCAGUGCAUCUCAGAAUGGGACAGAGGCACUGCAGGAACCCCCAGUGCAUCUCAGAAUGGGACAGAGGCACUGCAGGAACCCCCAGUGCAUCUCAGAAUGGGACAGAGGCACUGCAGGAACCCCCAGUGCAUCUCAGAAUGGGACAGAGGCACUGCAGGAACCCCCAGUGCAUCUCAGAAUGGGACAGAGGCACUGCAGGAACCCCCAGUGCAUCUCAGAAUGGGACAGAGGCACUGCAGGAACCCCCAGUGCAUCUCAGAAUGGGACAGAGGCACUGCAGGAACCCCCAGUGCAUCUCAGAAUGGGACAGAGGCACUGCAGGAACCCCCAGUGCAUCUCAGAAUGGGACAGAGGCACUGCAGGAACCCCCAGUGCAUCUCAGAAUGGGACAGAGGCACUGCAGGAACCCCCAGUGCAUCUCAGAAUGGGACAGAGGCACUGCAGGAACCCCCAGUGCAUCUCAGAAUGGGACAGAGGCACUGCAGGAACCCCCAGUGCAUCUCAGAAUGGGACAGAGGCACUGCAGGAACCCCCAGUGCAUCUCAGAAUGGGACAGAGGCACUGCAGGAACCCCCAGUGCAUCUCAGAAUGGGACAGAGGCACUGCAGGAACCCCCAGUGCAUCUCAGAAUGGGACAGAGGCACUGCAGGAACCCCCAGUGCAUCUCAGAAUGGGACAGAGGCACUGCAGGAGCCCCCAGUGCAUCUCCAAAACUAGGAUGUGCUCAUGAUCUGGAACCUGCUGUGAGUCUGGGAAGGUGCAGGAGUGCUCUGCAUUCCCCAUCCCAAGGCAGCAAACCCCACACAUUCCCUGUCCCGUGGGAGGUGCCCUUGCAGCUCCUCAGGGCCACUGAGGGUGACACAGAUUUGGGGAGAUGAGCCAGGAAGGGCUGCAGGGAUGGCACCACAGUAGCAGGGGGGAGAUGCUCAGCACCUCCCUUGUUUUGGAAACACUUCCUAUUUAAACCCAAAGAUGGAAUUACCAGAAUGGAUCUGAGUUCUGGGCUUGUUCCAUAUUUGUAAACAUAAUUUGCAGAUUCCAAAGAACUGAAUGGAGUGUUCAUUGUUACUAAACCACAAGUUCUGGCUAAAAAAAAACCCCUGUAGAUGCUUUUCAGCGUAGCUUUCAUCUGGAAUUUGGGAGGAAGAGACCCUUUUGAUUUUUUUUUUCCCUUUGGUCUUGACUGUGACCUUUGUAAAACACUGCUGAGGGAAGCAGGGCUUCCCCAGUGUGUGUCUGGCUCUGGCAGUCUGUCUCUGCUCCUGGAGUCCCUGGCCAGCUCCAGGAAUGAAACCCAGCAGCUGCUCCAGAAGGUAACUACCAGCCCUAACCCACAAGGGCCUUUUAGUUUUCAAUUAAAGGAGCAGACUCCAAUUAGAUCAAACCCAUUCACAUGAAAAGAAAAGUCUGGCUUGCAGUAUUUGGGAGGCCAGAAUUAGCCUGGCUCUCAUUGCUCUUCAUCCCGUGGAAAUUUAGUCACCUUUACUAAUUGGUUUUCCUUUAAAUAAUUAAGCUGAGCUGCCCGAGCAAGCUGCCACCUACUAAGAUGUCUUUUUUAAGGGCACACACACACAAAUGGGACCUUUUAAUAAGAGCAGCAAAAUGUUCACUUUUCCCCCCAGAAAGCCCCAGUCUGGGCCAGGCUCCCCUGUUGUGUUUCUGACUGGAAGCAGCAGCAGCAGCUGAGCUGGUGCUGGGUGCAUGAAAGAGGAAUUUUUGUUUUUCCAGAGCUCUGAGGUGUUGAGCAGGAAGCAGCACGUGAUGGGGCAGAUGUACCUGAGGAGCACAGGCACGAAAAUUCCAAAGCCAUGAGAGCUGCUGGCAGGAGGUUCUGCCUUGCCAGGACCUGUUUGUGAUUAAUCCUGCAGACUUUGGGAGCUGCUGUCCCAGCACAGCUCUGCACCUUUUAGGGCAUUCCUGCUGCUCCAAACCCAGAUGCUGCAUUUCCAGGAGAAGUCCUUUCCUGGCAGGAGAGUAACCAAGGAGAUAUUACAUGGAAAUUGUUCCAUUUCUUCAAGGACAAGAGAUUUCCCUCCGAGUCUUGCAGAAAUGCUUUCAUGAGUUAGGAGCACAAAGCUGUUGUGUCGCUGAUUCCCCCUGGGUGUGAGGCCUGGAUUUGGUCAUUCCUUCAGCAAUCUGCUGCUCCCCCAGCACCCAACACACAAACAAGGGCUGUACUUUGCUUUUUCCCACCCUGCUGUUGAUUCCCUGUGUAGCCUUAGCCCUCCAGUUCCCUCAUACUCUGUUUCCUUCCUGUGGAAGAAGGUUUUAGUGGCAGGGCUGCCCAGACAAUCUCAGGUGCCCAAUGUCCCUGGGCAGGAGCAGCCAGCAGGGCUGGCUCAGAGCCCUCCCCUGCACGGCCCUGAGGGGCUCUGGCUGCUGCAGCCCUCAUGCUGUUGAUCAGGUGUGUUAUCAGAGGCUGCUAAUUAGUGAUUAACUGCAGCCUGCUUUC